Amphimedon queenslandica is the source of this 826-nucleotide messenger RNA. Its product is annotated as calcineurin subunit B type 1-like. The record is from RefSeq and is a predicted model, not a curated record. The coding region runs from base 65 to 580 and encodes 171 amino acids. The transcript has 7 exons. Gene Ontology annotation, molecular function: calcium ion binding. Lineage: Eukaryota; Metazoa; Porifera; Demospongiae; Haplosclerida; Niphatidae.
CGUGGCUAGGGACAUUCUUGGAGACGAGACCGAAAAGAAAAGUAGAGGGACAUAAUUUGAGAUAAUGGGAGUAGAGCAAUCUUUGCCGCUUGACCUGGCCAAGAAAUUUGAUCCGGACGAGAUCAAACGUCUGAGCAGGAGAUUCAAGCGUUUGGAUUUAAACAAAGAUGGCUCUCUCUCCCUGGACGAGUUCAUGUCAAUACCAGAGCUCCAGCAGAAUCCUCUUGUAAAGAGGGUCAUUGAUAUUCUGGACACUGAUAGAAACGGUGCCAUUGACUUUCAAGAGUUUAUAGAAGGCGUCUCGCAGUUCAGUGUCCAAGGAGAAACGGACAAGAAGCUUAAAUUUGCUUUCAAGAUAUACGACAUUGACCAGGAUGGUUUCAUCAGUAAUGGCGAACUUUUUCAGGUUUUAAAGACUAUGGUUGGUAGUAAUCUGACAGAUAAGCAGCUACAAGAAAUUGUUGAUAAGACUAUUUUGUAUGCUGACAAAGACAACGAUGGAAAGAUAUCUUAUGAAGAGUUUUGUGACGUGGUAGGCGGUUUAGAUGUUACAUCAAAAAUGGUUAUAGACUUAAAAUAAUAAUAUUAAUAAUAAUCAUUAAUAAUAAUAUCAACCUUUGUUAGCUACUUAUUCCAUUAAGUCAACGUGUUCUUCUCAUUUUUCUUUCUUCUCUCUCUCUCUCUUAAAUUAGUGUUAACUUCCAAUCAUGCAUUAUUAUUAUUAUUAUUGUUGUUAUUACUGCUGGUAUACUGAGAGAUCCUGUCCUAAUCUUUAUUCCAUUGUCUUUAUUUUUACAAUGUUCAAAGAUAUUAAAUGAUAAUAGCA